UCAAAAUAUUGUGUACUACUAUCCAUUCUCAUUUUUUUCUUCAUCAAUUCACUAGAAUCGUGUCAACUGCAUCUGGAUCAUAUAGAGCAUGUGAGGAUUGUGUUUCAAGCUCUAGUAAGCUGACUAAUACCAUCUAAACGAGAAUGACGAAAAUAUUUUUCUUCACAUUAUAGUUCUAGUUGACAUUCAGAAACAAUUGGUCACGAUUCGUAUCGAUGAAAAUGUUCCUGAAGUUUAUAGUCAUUGUGGAAAUUUCUUUAUUGGUUGAGUGUGAGCGAUUUGAUUUGAGUGCAAAUAACAAAUAUUACGAAAUACCCACAUACAAUAUUUACGGCAGUGAAGAUAUAUAUAAUGGAAAUCGACGAGAUGUUUACAAAGGCCAUUACGGAUCAUCAAGAAUACCACCUUCAGUUGAACAAAUUGCUUCUUCUAGUUUUGAGGAAUCGUCUCACCAUGAUAGAAUUGAUUUUCAUUAUCCACACGUUGAGUUUUUGACGAAAGAUGAAACUACCCCCGACUUUGGCGAAUUCCAGUCAUCAUCGGUUAAUCAAUUUCACUUCACACCAAGUCCACAAAUUAUCGAAGACGACGCAUUUUAUAAAAAAAGCACAAGAAGACCAAGGUUAAAAGUUCAUAACGUGAAUUCAUCCGAAUACUCAUAUGAACCUGUUAAAUUAUCCCACAUCCAGAAAGUAUUCAAGCCAACUGUAGAAAAUGAAAAUACAAAGUACGAGGAGAUCUAUACAGAAGCCCUAAACACGCCAGAAAAAAACAGUACCAAAGAACGGAUAAACGUACUGCUGAAGAAGUAUUUAUCAAAACUUUACUCACAGAAAUUCAAUAAUGCAUACAAAAAUGAAUGGGAAGCAACUGUUAAUCCCCAGUCAGUUUCGGAAAACGAGAAAGAAUUAUCUCCUAAAACAAAGUAUUAUGACAGCAGUUUAUGGAGUUUGAAAAAUGAAAAGAUUCAAAAAAUAAACAAACUUUUCAGUUUAUUCACAAUAGUACAAUUCAACAAUUCUCAGUGUAAUGCUACCAGUUCUGCAGGAUCGUAUCUAGGAAUCUGUUAUACAACAUACGAGUGCAGUAAUUUGGGAGGAACAGCAGUAGGAAAUUGUGCUAGUGGAUAUGGAGUUUGCUGUGUUU
Leptinotarsa decemlineata (Colorado potato beetle) is the source of this 1146-nucleotide messenger RNA. RefSeq lists its product as uncharacterized. Lineage: Eukaryota; Metazoa; Arthropoda; Insecta; Coleoptera; Chrysomelidae. The record is from RefSeq and is a predicted model, not a curated record.